AUGGGUCAUCAUGGUUUUCCCCGCCCUGAAAUGGCGAUUAGCCUCGUCUUAUUUCUCGGAUUCCUGGCAGCUCCCAUGGCUGAAUCCCAACUCGAUUACCUUUUCUAUGACCAGUCAUGCCCGAACUUGGACAUGAUAGUCCGGUGGGGCGUUUGGGCAGCCAUCAGAAACGACUCGAGAAUGGCUGCAUCGCUGAUUCGUCUUCACUUUCAUGAUUGUUUCGUAAAUGGCUGUGAGGGCUCUGUGCUUCUGGAUGACACCAAAGGUUUCAAGGGGGAGAAGAACGGCUUACCAAACCGCAAUUCAGCCCGAGGUUUUGAGGUUAUUGACAGCAUAAAAGCCGAUGUGGAGAAAGCUUGUCCCUCAAUUGUAUCUUGCACUGACAUACUAACACUUGCAGCUAGUUAUGCUGUUGGCAUGUCGGGAGGACCAUAUUGGCGAGUGUUGUUAGGGAGGCGAGAUGGCCUAACUGCGAGCGAGGAAGCAACGAAACAGCUGCCAUCACCUUUUGAGAGUCUCAAAGACAUCACUGCCAAAUUUUCAUCCCAGGGUCUUGAUCUGAAGGACAUGGUUGUUCUGUCAGGAGCACACAGUGUUGGUUUUGCCCAGUGCUUCACCUUCAAGAGGAGGCUAUUCAACUACCAAGGCUCUGGCAAACCAGACCCUACACUGGAAUCCUCAUUCCUGUCAAACUUGCAGACAACCUGCCCGAACGUGGAUAAAUCGAACACCAAGCUUGCUCCUUUGGAUUACCAAUCCGCGUAUAGAUUUGACAACUCGUAUUACACCAAUCUCGUGAACAACACGGGCCUUCUCGAGUCCGAUCAAGCUCUGAUGGCCAAUCCCCAGACUGCUGAUAUGGUUAAGUACUACAGCGCGUAUCCAUAUCGCUUUUACAUGGACUUUGCCACAUCAAUGGUGAAGCUAGGCAACCUUGGGGUGCUUACUGGGAAAGAUGGACAGAUUAGAAAGAUAUGUGGCUCUGUGAAUUAAGAUUAUGGCUCUUUAAAACAGCUUCUUUUAUCUGUAACAUAAACCAGUGGUGCUGUUUGUAUGCCUAUGUAGGUAUUAGGUUGUCUGGUGACUGGUCCCGGGCUGUUUCAA
Molecule: messenger RNA, 1104 nt
Organism: Ipomoea triloba (trilobed morning glory)
Lineage: Eukaryota; Viridiplantae; Streptophyta; Magnoliopsida; Solanales; Convolvulaceae
Product: peroxidase 10
Exons: 4
Coding region: 1-993 (330 amino acids)
Biological process (GO): response to oxidative stress; hydrogen peroxide catabolic process
Molecular function (GO): peroxidase activity; heme binding
Source: RefSeq, a predicted model, not a curated record